Molecule: messenger RNA, 868 nt
Organism: Pseudoliparis swirei
Lineage: Eukaryota; Metazoa; Chordata; Actinopteri; Perciformes; Liparidae
Exons: 3
Coding region: 326-868 (180 amino acids)
Source: RefSeq, a predicted model, not a curated record
CUCACGUCGGACACGCACCCCCCGCGCAUGCGUAGUGCGCAGGUGGACUAUGGCUCCUCUCCAGCGAGCCUCUGUGUUGUCUCCGUGUCUCCAGGAGAAAUGCUGAGACUGUUGGUGAAGCAGCAAGUCGACGCGGUCGUUGAAGAGGCUUUUGUGCUGUUGGACACAUUAACAGCAGCUUAUGAGGACACCGUGUCUCGUUUAGGAGAACAUGAGCUCCACACAUCAGCAGGUUACGAGCCUCUCAGUGAACUUUGAGAGCGAAGGCAUGCGCCGUGUUUGAAUCCCUGAGCCCUGCGGAGCACAUCAGGUCAGGCUGGGCGAGAUGGGGAGACGGUCCCCUGAACACGAGAAGACCGAUGAUGACCAGAGCAGCCUGAACUCAGAGGUCCCCCCUGAGGGCCUGGACCAGGACCAGAAGGCCCCGGAGCCCCUCCACAUAAAAGAAGACCCGGAUCCCCUCCACAUAAAAGAAGACCCGGAUCCCCUCUACAUAAAAGAGGAGACGGAGCCCGUCCACAUAAAAGAAGACCCGGAUCCCCUCCACAUGAAAGAAGACCCGGAUCCCCUCCACAUGAAAGAGGACCCGGAGCCCCUCCACAUAAAAGAAGACCCGGAUCCCCUCCACAUGAAAGACGACCCGGAUCCCCUCCACAUGAAAGACGACCCGGAUCCCCUCCACAUGAAAGAAGACCCGGAUCCCCUCCACAUGAAAGAGGACCGGAUCCCUCCACAUAAAGAGGACGGGCCUCCUCGUAAAGGGGCCGGGCCUCUACAUGAAAGAAGACCGGAGCCUCUACAUAAAGAGGAGCCGGGCCUCCACAUAAAAGAGCCUGGGCCCCUCAUAAAAAGGAGCCCCUCCUCAUAA